AUGAAAGGAAAGCCAACAAACCCCAAAAAAUCACACGACCCGCUUCGCAAACCAAAAAAUGCAAAAAAAAUAGCGCAUCAAAAACGUUCGGCGGCAACUUCUGAAUAUCAAUCGUAUAUUGAAAAGUUUCGAGCCGAUCUCAACUUAUUCCCCGUACCGUUUAGUAUCGAUGAAAUUUAUGGUGUAAAUGAAAAAAUGUUCUUAACUAAGGAAAAUAAAGUCAAAAGACCUCCAAAUAGCUUUAUUCUGUUUCGUCUCGUAGUUAAAAAGCUUAUUAAUAUUGAGAAACAGAAACAGAAGGGAGAUUCUUUUUUUGCUACUUUAGAACAACCUUUAAUUUCAAAAAUCGUUGGAGCACUCUGGAACAAUACCACCGACGACGAGAAAGAAUCAUAUGAGACAUUAGCCGAGGAACUAAAGGAUUUGCACAAGAAGUUCCAUCCAGAUUACAAAUACCAGCCGAAGCGAGAUAGGGCAAUUUGGAAGGUUUCUCCUCAAAUGGACACUAAUCCCAAUUUCAACCUAUUACUAGCAUAG
Molecule: messenger RNA, 537 nt
Organism: Ambispora gerdemannii
Lineage: Eukaryota; Fungi; Glomeromycota; Glomeromycetes; Archaeosporales; Ambisporaceae
Source: the annotation of a GenBank genome assembly